AUGUGUCCACAAUUUAUGGUUUGUCCUGAUGGAGUAGUGAUUUGGAUAGGAUCGAAAGUCGAAGCGAAAAAUUUACUAGCGAAGGUGACACACGAUCUUCAUUUAAAAGCGAAUUUUACGUUGACAUCGAAUCUUUUAGACUCGGUUUAUAUAAUGCAAGAAUCCAAGAGCAAAAAACGUAAAAGAGGAAAUAAAGAGAAACAGUUACCAGAAACCGAGAAUCAAAAGGAUGUUAACUUAUGGCUUGAAUUUAUUGCAUUUCAAGAUAAAAGUUUACAUUUUGGAAAAAGUAAAAAGGCUGAUGCUUCUAUUACAAGGUCAAGCAUUAAUGAAGUGAAAAUUAGUAUCUUCGAGAAAGCCUUAGAGACAAAUCCAAAUGAUACUACCCUUCUUAUUGCUUACAUGAAAUGCUGUCAAGAGCAUUGGGAUAUAACAAAAGUACUCACAAAAUGGGAUCAAAUUCUCAAAGAGAAUUCUAGAAACAUUAGUCUUUGGAUGAAAUAUCUUGAUUUUCGGCAAACAAAUCUUGUUUCUUUUACAGUUAGUCAGUGCAUUCAAGUCUUUGAAGAUUGUUUGCAUUUGCUUCGAAAGGAAGUCGUAGUAUGUGUUGAAAAACUUAAAAUUGAGCAGAUAAUGAUACAUAUUUUCCAACGAGCUUGUUUUUUUAUGUUACAAUCAGGCUACACUGAAAGAGCAUAUUCAUGUUGGCAGGCAAUGAUAGAGCUUACUUUUUUUGCCCCAGAGGAAAUACAACAAAAAGAUUUUUACGAUCGUGUAGUUGCUUUUGAAAACUUUUGGGAAGCAGAAUGGCCUCGUUUCGGAGAAGAUGAUGCUAGAGGGUGGUCUUAUUAUUUUGAGAAAGACGUUGAAAGUUUUGAAUCUUCUGAUGUUACCUCUAAUCUUUUAGCAAAUAUAUCAUCUGAAGGCGAUAUGUACGAGAAAUGGGCCGAAGCUGAGAUCGCUUAUAACUCUCAAUUGCUUUCUAUGCGUUCAAGUAAUUAUUCUAAUUUAGAGGAUCCUUACCGUGUUGUUAUAUUUGACGAUAUCCGCACGUUUCUAUUUGAUUUAACGUCUCAUCAAUCACGUAUUGAGCUUAUAUAUACUUGUCUUAAUUUUACUGGCUUGACAUAUAAUUUUGGACACUCGUCAUUGAGUUCGAUGAUUACAGACGUGUUUCUAUAUAAUAAACUCUCAAAUGAGUCAAUUGAAAAUGUCAGUUUCUGGUCUACAGACACAUCUGUUACUCGCACCUUUACAUUUCCAAUCAAGGCAUUCCCUCAAGAUGAAGUUACAUUGUUCAAUUCGCAAACUUGGUUCUCUAUUUGCAAUGAUGUUGAUAUUAUGGACGUUAACAUGAAUUUUUCUAGGAAUGCUUUUUAUCAAUUACGACAGGUUGUAAAUGAUACAGAAAUAAAAUUAUGUCGUCUAUCACUUGAAUAUCUUUACGAUGCAUCAAGUGGGCGGAAUCUUGCAAAGAAUUUGCUCAAACGCGACACCAUGAAUCUUUCACUUUGGAAUGGUUAUGCUCAAGUAGAAAAAUCUUCAAAUAAUAUUUCUGAGGCACGUAAGGUUUAUUUGGGAGCUAUCGCUCAAUAUCGCACAUUUCCUGAACAAUACCGUAUUAUGGCACCAUUAUUACAUCGAUCAUUCGCAGAAAUGGAAAUAGAACAGGGCCGUCAUAAGACUGCGAUUAAUAUUCUCAUAAAUUUGACUGAAGAUCAGGGGACGACAGAUUCAAUUUCUGAAUCAGAUGUCUCUACCACAAAGUUACUGAGGGCCAGAAAGUACUAUUCACAGCAAAUAGCACGAAUUACAACUCCUUUAACUUCACAGAUUGAAACACGUAAUUCACUACAUUACUGCGUAUGUUAUGCAUUGUUAGAAUGUCUUAGUCAGAAUUUACAGCAAGCGAGUAAAGUAUUUGAAGACAUGCUACAUUACUUGGAAAUUAGGAGUGAUAAUGUUAAUGUCGAGACAGACACUUAUGUAAAAUUAAUUUUUCAACAAUCAUUUUCUGAAAAAUUUGUAUUAGACAAUGAGCCUGGAAAAUUAUUACAAGAGGUACUUUCAAGAGCAUUACGUCUAUUUCCAAACAAUACUAUAUUUUUAUCAUUAUAUUUCCAUGAAGAAGUUCGUGGAAUGAUACCCCGUGGAUUGAACUCAAUUUUAAAUGAGGCCUUACAAAAGAGGCCAAAUUAUAUUUUAUGGACUAUUGCCAUAUAUAUGGAAUUACAUAACCAACAACCAUGUGAUAUUAACCGUGUUCGAGCGACAUUCGAUAAAGCAUUAAAUUGCAUCACAACAAGAAAUUCUAUAGCAUUAUGGAUUUUGUACAUAAAUUUUGAAAUUAAAUAUGGCGAAUUAAAUAAAGUCAAAGCUAUAUAUUAUAGGGCCAUAAGAGAAUGUCCAUGGUCAAAGGAUCUUUAUAUGAUUGCAUUUAAAAAAUUGCGUGCUCAAUUUACAUCAGAUGAAUUGGAAGAAAUUAUGAGUGUGAUGUUAGAAAAGGAGAUUAGAAUAAGAGUUCAAAUUGAACAUUUUACUGAUAAA
Messenger RNA from Cetraspora pellucida, 2547 nucleotides. NCBI's taxonomy places the organism in Eukaryota, Fungi, Glomeromycota, Glomeromycetes, Diversisporales, Gigasporaceae. The record is from the annotation of a GenBank genome assembly.